UUCUUCAAUGUCCCACCCUCCACUACUUUCAGAGCUAUACCUUCUUUUCCCAUCUCACUGUCUCAACCACUUAGUUCUUUCUUUCUCUUAUCUCUUGGGAUUGACUAAGUCAACUCAUUUUUUUACUAUAAAUAGCAGACAUUAAGCUCAUCAGUAACAUCCAAAACAUAGAGACUCUCUUCUCUUCUCUUACUACAUUUAUUAUUAGUUUACAUUUGUUUUUUUCGAGUUUGUUUGGGAUAUAAGUGAUAUAAAUGGAGAAUGAGGAUGUUCCAUCAGCUCCUUCAACCCCUGCAACACCAGGGACUCCUGGUGCUCCACUCUUUGGGGUCAGGGGAGAUCAGAGAGGUGUGAUUAGUAGAAAAUCUCUUCUCAAGAGCUGCAAAUGCUUCAGUGUGGAAGAAUGGUCCAUGGAAGAAGGGAGAUUACCCCCUGUCUCUUGCUUAUUGCCACCUCCUCCAGUCUCACUCACAAGAAAGGUGGGCGCCGAGUUCAUAGGCACACUCAUACUAAUCUUUGCUGCGACAGCCACAGCCAUUGUGAACCAAAAGACACAAGGCUCUGAAACUCUUAUUGGCCUAGCAGCCUCCACUGGCCUUGCCGUCAUGAUUGUUAUAGUCUCUACUGGUCACAUCUCAGGUGCGCAUCUCAACCCAGCCAUCACCAUUGCCUUUGCUGCACUCAAACACUUCCCCUGGAAACAUGUACCAGUCUACAUUGGAGCACAAGUAAUGGCAUCAUUAUGUGCUGCAUUUGCACUGAAAGGAGUAUUUCAUCCAAUGAUGGUUGGAGGAGUGACAGUUCCUUCAGGGGGAUUUGGUCAAGCUUUUGCUUUGGAGUUCAUUAUUAGCUUCAAUCUCAUGUUUGUUGUCACUGCUUUUGCCACCGACACAAGAGCUGUGGGAGAGUUGGCCGGAAUCGCAGUUGGAGCUACUGUCAUGCUCAAUAUACUCAUAGCAGGACCAUUUACAGGUGCUUCGAUGAAUCCGGUACGAACAUUAGGACCAGCCAUAGCUGCAAAUAACUACAAAGCUAUAUGGGUCUACUUCACUGCUCCCAUCUUGGGGGCACUCUGUGGUGCAGGAACAUAUACUGCUGUCAAGCUGCCUGAUGAAGAUGGUGAAAAGCUGUCAACUUCUAGGAGCUUCAGGAGGUAAUUAACAUCCAUCAACGACCUGCAUUAUCAGAACUUUA
Messenger RNA from Durio zibethinus, 1194 nucleotides. Its product is annotated as aquaporin NIP6-1-like. Gene Ontology annotation, biological process: transmembrane transport. Gene Ontology annotation, molecular function: channel activity. Gene Ontology annotation, cellular component: membrane. NCBI's taxonomy places the organism in Eukaryota, Viridiplantae, Streptophyta, Magnoliopsida, Malvales, Malvaceae. The record is from RefSeq and is a predicted model, not a curated record.